This is a messenger RNA of Macadamia integrifolia, 1486 nucleotides long. RefSeq names its product plant UBX domain-containing protein 4-like. Gene Ontology annotation, biological process: membrane fusion; autophagosome assembly; proteasome-mediated ubiquitin-dependent protein catabolic process. Gene Ontology annotation, molecular function: ubiquitin binding. Lineage: Eukaryota; Viridiplantae; Streptophyta; Magnoliopsida; Proteales; Proteaceae. Bases 81 to 1259 code for a protein of 392 amino acids. Gene Ontology annotation, cellular component: cytosol; nucleus. The transcript has 4 exons. The record is from RefSeq and is a predicted model, not a curated record.
GAGGAGUGAAGCUGUGAAAUACAUAAUUUGUGAGUUGCUGUAGUUCUCAGUUAUACAAUUUAGUAGAAGAGAGUUGAAAUAUGGAGGAGAGCGGAGUUGGAGAGAAUAACAACAAACACUUGGUGGACAGGUUUUGCGAGUUCACAUCUUCAUCGAGAGAAGAAGCUUCCUUCUUCUUGGAGAGUCACAACUGGAAUCUCGACUCUGCACUCUCUACCUACGUUGAAAACAACAAUCUCGGUUUCAAUGACGACGACACCACCAACGAUUUCGAUCCUCUGCCUCCUCGUCCUCUUCAAUCUCCGUCUCCGUUGAUUCCUCCACCUACCAAUUUUCAAUCGACCACGGUACCCAUGUCCUCCCGAGACAAGAAACCCUCGAAGCCCUCUGGCAGCCGUACCGGAGGCAUCCGUACGCUUUCUGAUCUGAACCGUGCUUCUGGUCCCGGCUCCGACGAUGACUCCGAUGGCCCUCAGGAGUAUUACACUGGUGGCGAGAAGAGUGGUAUGCUGGUUCAAGAUCCUUCUAAAGUUGGUAACGAUGUUGAUGCAAUAUUCAGUCAAGCUAGGCAGUUGGGAGCUGUGGAAGGACCUGUUGAAAGUCUUCAUCCAUCUUCAAGCUCGAGAAGCUUUGCUGGAACAGGACGGCUACUCUCUGGGGAACCAGUGGAGUCUGCUCCUCAGCCACCUGAAGCCAUUGUUCACAACAUAGUUUUUUGGGCCAAUGGGUUCACUGUGAACGAUGGCCCUUUGAGGAGGUUUGAUGAUCCUGAAAAUGCAUCUUUCUUGAAGAGUAUCAGGAACUCAGAGUGCCCAGAAGAGCUUGAGCCAGCAGAUAGGUCGUCUGCAGUUCAUGUUAAUCUCAUCCGGAGGGAGCAAAAUUGCCCUGAACCAGAGAAGCGCCACCUUCCAUUUCAGGGUGUGGGGAGAACAUUAGGUAGUAGCACAUCUACAGCAGCACCAGGGCCAUCUCCUCCUGUCAACUCCGCUCCACCCCCAUCAAUGGGCCUGGUAGUGGAUGAAAAUUUGCCAUCGACCUCAAUUCAGCUCAGGUUGGCUGAUGGCACACGUAUGGUUACACGAUUCAACCAUCACCAUACCAUUAGCGAUAUCCGUGCCUUCAUUGAUUCAUCAAGACCAGGAGGGGCAGGAACUUAUCAGUUGCAGACAGUGGGGUUUCCACCUAAGCAACUUACUAAUGUGACCCAGACGAUAGAGCAGGCAGGGCUUGCUAACUCAGUGGUCAUCCAAAAAUUCUAAGCUAGCAGUCGAAUAGGGAUAUCAAAUUGUCAAUUUCUGUUCAGAAUUAUGACUUUUAAGACGGAAUCAGUUAUUGUCAUCAUUUGGUGAGAUAGGGUUUUAUGUAAGGAAGACUAAUUAUGAUCUCAAAAAAAUAUCUCCAGCCCUAUAUAUAUUUCAAGAAGCAACAAACAAUAUUGCAUGCAUUAAAUACUUGAAAAUUAACUAUUUUGUCUUUGUUUAGUGGA